Messenger RNA from Didymosphaeria variabile, 1371 nucleotides. RefSeq lists its product as uncharacterized. The transcript has a single exon. Bases 1 to 1371 code for a protein of 456 amino acids. The record is from RefSeq and is a predicted model, not a curated record. NCBI's taxonomy places the organism in Eukaryota, Fungi, Ascomycota, Dothideomycetes, Pleosporales, Didymosphaeriaceae.
AUGGGUCCUCUCACCGUCGACAACUCCCUUCCUUAUCGACUGGCCGACCUCCUCUCCAUCUCCCUGGUUCUCCGACAGACGGCCCCCUACCUGCCGGUGUCUUCGGUAUUUGCUCUAGCCGCAACCUCCAAAGCGCUCCACCACAUUGUGCAUCAUAGUCCCGACGUCUUCCGCUACCUUGAUCUUUCCACCGUCAAAUCAGCAAUUGUCCCCUAUGAGCCGCUCGACUCCGGGGGCAUCAGCUGGCGCGCCCAACGCAUGGACGAGUCGUUGACAGAGGAUGAGUUCUAUUCAGGCCCAGUCCGGGGCAUUUUCGCCAAACUGCAGCGGCGGCGUACACUACAGAACGUGCAGACAUUGGUACUGGAUGGCUUAAGCGUCCCUGCAGACCUCGUCCGAGAGAUUAUCGCUGAAGACGCAUUCAAUGUUCGCAUCCUAUCCAUCCGGGAGACUAAGCACUUGAACGAGCGCAAGCUGCAACAGGUGUUGCGCUACGCCGUGCGACCGGGCAGACCUGUGGGUACACCCAAGAUCAAAGGCAUCUACUUUUUUGGCCAGCGCGAGACCGUCCAGGAAGCGCCAAGACAGAAGUCUACAACCAAAAAGUCCAGAUCGCCUUCACCUAAAGGCGUCAUGUCGUCUCAAGGAGCUCAGAUCGGUGCGGAAUGGAAUCACAAAUCUUCAGAAGCACUCAGCGCUGCAUUGGCACAAUCUCCGGAUAAAUGGUACCAAUGCUCCGGGAGAAUGAUGCCAAAGCGAGCUUCUCUCGAAUGGGCCGAAACCCUCAAGGCGUGCGAAGGCAUCAUCGCUUUUGACGUAGUUCUCUGCAGAGGUCCACGUCAUGAUCCGGCUAGAGCUUUCGUCAGCAACAGUGAUAGCGAGGCAUCAGGGCUACCUCACCCGGCUUCGUAUCUCAGCCCUACCAUCGCGACCAUUGCCCUGGGAUCGAAGGGCUGCGACACAUGCCACUCGUGCCCGGAAAGACCAGCCGUAUUUGGACAAUCAUCGAGCUCCGAAUUUCCAUUGCUGAGUCCUAUACCUCUUCAUUCUAGCUCUCUGCGAGCAGCGCAAAUGCCACAUACAAUCGACGGUUCCAAUCUACCGCCUCUGUUUGUACGCUGUGAAGACUGUCUCAAGGGCCGCUGGUGCGAGCGUUGCCACAAAUGGUGGGAUGAAGACUGCUACACUGUUUCUGCUGUUGCCCAACGCACCGAGCUACAGCAGACCGAAUUCAUGCAGGAUGCCGCAACCGACGGGACCGCGCACAUGCUUCCCAAGCAAUCCAUCAAGGUACAUAUGGGUCUCUGCGUUAACAGCUGCCUGAUCGGUGAGAUGAUGGCCGGCGCGGGCAGCAACGGCAUGUGGGGAUGA